CAUCAUUUCAUUAUCUGAUCACAAGCGAUUCCUCUCCCCCCUUCCCCCCUCUCCCUCUUCUCUUCUCGAAUAAAACAAAUCUCGCUUUUCCCCCAUUCCGCCUGUUUUCCGACGAACGGAGGCGCAAGAAUUGGUCUUUGUUCUCCCUUUCUUUGGGUUUUCGAUCGAAUUUGUUGGGCACCAUCCCGAAGCUUCGAAUUUUACAUGUUGGAUUCUUUUCUGGGGUCGGAAUCCGUUUUGGAUUGAAAGGUUUUAAUUUGGUUUUGAUCCGGCGUGGUUUCUGGGGUUUUGGGAAGAGAUUUCGAGGGCCGGGUUUGCGAUGGAGAAGUUGGUCGCCUAGAGGAAGGAUUCGGGCUGUUUUUGUUUGUUAAAGUCGAAAGAAACAGCCUGGGGUUAUGAUCGGAGGCCACCGGAUUGGAGAAGCUAGGGUUCUUUGUCUAGUUCUUGGGUUCUUUCUCUCGGCUUUUUGGAGGGGUUCGGGGGUGGGGGAUGAGGAACGAUGUGCAGAGGCCUCAGGGAGGUGCCGUGCCGAGGAACGGGCGGGGCAACAACGGCUUCUUCUCGCUCCGCUCCUUGUCGAACUAUAUCAGGAUCGUGUCCUCGGGCGCCUCGACGGUUGCAUCCACCGUCCGAUCGGCGGGCGCGUCCGUUGCGUCCUCGAUUGCGGACCGCGAUGGUGAUGCAGGACGUGAUCAGGUGCACUGGGCUGGAUUCGACAACUUAGAAUUUGAGGGUGAUGUUCAGCGGCAGGUUCUGUUGCUGGCUUAUAAGUCUGGUUUUGAGGUUUGGGAUGUUGAGCAGGCAGAUGACGUAAGACAGCUAGUAUCCAGACAUGAUGGUCCUGUUUCGUUUCUGCAAAUGCUAAAAAAGUCAAUUUCAACAAAGGGGUCUGAAGAUAAAUUUGUAGAUGUGCGUCCAUUGCUGGUUCUUGCUGGAGAUGGAUCAUUUUCUGGAAGCGGAAAUAAUCCUGAUGGGUUUAGCUCCUCUUUGAAUGGAAGUCCUGGUGGUUGCCAGGUGCUGGGAAAUGAGUACCCGUUACCAACAUUUGUCCACUUUUAUUCACUAAGGACACAUGAUUAUGUGCAUGUCUUGAAGUUUAGGACAGCUGUUUACUCAGUAAGGUGCAGUCCUCGAGUUGUGGCUGUUUUGCAAGCCUCCCAGAUACAUUGUUUUGAUGCUGCAACCCUGGAGAGAGAAUAUACAAUUCUUACUUAUCCUAUAGUUUCCGGGAUUCCUGGAUCUGGAGGCACAGGCCAUGGACCACUUGCUGUGGGUUCUAGGUGGCUGGCCUAUAGUGGAAGUCCGGUUGCAAUUUCAAAUGCUGGCCGUGUCAGUCCGCAACAUCUGAGUCCUAGUACAGGUAUGUCAACAUCUCCUUCAAAUGGGAGUCUGGUGGCACACUAUGCGAAAGAAUCAAGUAAGCAACUUGCUGCUAGCAUAGUGACACUUGGAGAUAUGGGAUAUAAGAAGCUAUCCAAGUAUUGCUCAGAACUUCUGCCUGAUAGCAAUGGGUCUAUUAGACAUGGGAGCUCAAGCCUAGAAAUUAAUGGGACCAUUAACGGGCAUUUGCCGGACAUAAAAAAUGCUGGAAUGGUCAUUGUUAGAGAUAUAGUUUCUAAGUCAGUUGUGGUUCAGUUUAGAGCACAUGGAAGUCCUAUUUCUGCACUAUGCUUUGAUCCUAGUGGGACAUUAUUAGUGACAGCUUCUAUUCAUGGUCACAACAUUAAUGUUUUCCGCAUAAUGCCUUUUCUACAUGGAAGUUCAUCAGGAUCUGAUGCAAAUGGGACAUAUAUUCAUCUUUACAGGUUGCAACGUGGCAUCACAAAUGCGGUUAUACAAGAUAUUAGUUUUAGUGAUGACAGCCAAUGGAUAAUGAUCAGUUCCUCAAGAGGAACUAGUCAUUUAUUUGCAUUAUCUCCUUUUGAAGGGAUUGGAAACCUUCAGUCCAGUGAGAGCAAUUUGGCAAGCAUCAGUUGUGGAACUGAUUUAACAACUAAGGCAUCAGUUCGUUGGCAUCAUGGAUCAUCUUUAAUAAAGCUUAAUCAGCAGUGUAUUUUUCCAUCUGGUCCUCCAGUCACGUUAUCAGUUGUAAGCAGAAUAAGAAAUGGGAGUAAUGGAUGGAAAGGUGCUGUCACUGGUGCUGCUGCAGCUGCCACAGGCAGGAUCAGUCCCCUUUCUGGGCCUAUUGCUUCAGUUUUUCAUAAUUGCAAGGGUUCCGGUCUUUAUUCCGAUAACACCUCAUCAAGGACAAAAUAUUACUUGCUUGUUUUCUCACCUUCUGGCUCUAUUGUACAGUAUGUGCUGCGCCACUCCAAUGGAGAGGAUUCUGGCAUUGAUCUAUCAGGGUUAAGCACUGUUUCUCAUGAAUCAUCACCAGCAACUGAUGCAAGGUUAGUUGUUGAGGCACUUCAGAAAUGGGAUGUUUGUCACAAGCAAAACAGAAGAGAUCGCGGUGACAAUGUUGAUAUAUAUGGCGAUCAUGGAAAUGGAGAAAACACUAAACUUUUCCAGAAAGGGACAAAGAAAGGAACUAGUAUCUAUCCUGAUGGUGCUACAGACAUGAAAGUAAAACUCAUUGCAGAAGAAAAUCAUCACUUGUAUAUAUCUGAGGUUGAGUUGCAGAUGCAUGCAGAACGUGUUCCAUUAUGGGCGAAGUCUGAGAUAUGCUUUCAAGUGAUGAUGGAUGAAAAUAUAAAAGCAGAUGAUAGUUAUACAUCAUCUGGGGAAAUUGAGAUAGAGAGGAUCCCAACACGCACAAUCGAAGCUAGGUCAAAAGAUCUUAUACCAGUUUUUGACUAUAUCCGUACACCCAGAUUCCAGCAAUCAAGAAAUGACCUGCUGGUGCGUCAAAAAUCUGGACUGUCAGAAGGAAGGCUCUCAUGCAGAAGCAGCUGUAGUUCGCUAGACUGCAUGUCUGAAAAUGCUGCAGUGGCUGAGCUUCCCAAUGGCAUUGAUGAGAAUGGUUGGAAUAGAUCCCCAGCAGAACCUAAUGAGGGCUUUGUAAAUAACCAUAUGGAUAGCCCAGUCAUGAAAAGUCAUCUCGAGUUUGUAAAUGACAGUGAGGGCCUGAAGAUGGAGGCCCAGCUCGAGUCUGUAAAUAACAAAGAUAACUUGAAGACAGAGACCCACUUCAGUGAUUAUGAUAAUGACAUUGUCUAAGGUCCCUGGUUUCAGAGGCUUAUGGAAUGCUUAGAUCUUUCUCAGGUGUGUAGCAGCUAUUCUUUUAUUCUACCCCGGGAUAUUAACUUGUGUUUAUAUACAUAUAUACCUGUGGCAAUGUAAAUCUAAGUGAGAGGGGUUCCUGUGAAGCGGAAGCAUUUGAUGUUGUCAAGUUGGAAUUCCAUUUCUCCCGCACAUUUGUAAAUAACAAAAUUUCUUGAUUGCAUUUCCAAUAAGCAUCUGUAAUGUGUACAUAAUGACAAUGGAUUGAACUAUUGUUUAGUACCUAUAAGAAUAUAGACUAAUGCAUGCCGUGUUCGAAGUGCCUUUUUCCAA
Messenger RNA from Phoenix dactylifera (date palm), 3495 nucleotides. Its product is annotated as autophagy-related protein 18f-like. Lineage: Eukaryota; Viridiplantae; Streptophyta; Magnoliopsida; Arecales; Arecaceae. Gene Ontology annotation, biological process: autophagy; response to starvation. Gene Ontology annotation, molecular function: protein binding. Gene Ontology annotation, cellular component: cytoplasm. The record is from RefSeq and is a predicted model, not a curated record.